ACUGAGCGCAUAUGUGUGUGUGCCAGUUCACUGAGGCAGAGUCGCGCGGACACACCUCAAACCCCAAGAAGUGAUCCGGAGAGGCACCGAUGUGGCCUGAACCACUUUGUCAUUUUGAAUAUUAAACAACUUGAGUUGGAGAAGUCGCGUCGGGCUCGACUUUGAGAUCGGUGUGACCCUGGUCUGUCGCUGUCACCGGGGAGGAGUGUCAUGGCGGAGCCCGACUAUCUGGAGGGAGACUGUGAUGAGCUCAUCAAACCCAAGAAGCUGAUCAACCCGGUCAAGAACUCCCGAAACCACCAGGACCUGCAUCGAGAGCUGCUCAUGAACCAGAAGAGGGGUCUGGCUCCUCAGAACAAACCUGAGCUCCAGAAGGUUCUGGAGAAGAGAAAGAGAGAGCAAGUUCUCAAGGCUCAGAAGGAGGAGCAGGAGGCACACAAGAAGAGGAGCGACCUGGAGAUAGAGCUCAUGAAAAGACAACAGAAGCUAGAGCAGCUGGAGCUGGAGCAGCAGAAAAUUGAGGAGGAGCAGGAGAACACUCCCGAGUUUGUGAAGAUGAAAAGCAACUUGCGCAGGACCAAGCAGGAGGCCGAUGGCGAGGAACGAACCACCUAAAAACCAGCAGGGGUGUCUGGGUCUGGCUGAUUGUGCGCGUGUUUGUGUGCACGGAGACGUCAGGAGUGUGUGCACAAAAGAGAGAGAGAGUGUGUGGUGGUGACCUGACGGUGGUCCGAGAUGAACUUCCUGGCUUUUCCAACCUAGCUGUUCCUUCCUGCAGUGAGGAGAGAGACUUUACAGACUAAAGACCCCCCUCUGUCUGCCUGCCACGGACCGCCAGUACUCACCUCUGCUCCUCACACCCAUCCAGCAGCACACAGCACCCCCUGCAGGAGGGACCUCACACAGACAUGUUACCCGCUUUUCAAUGAGGCCGAGCAAGCUUCCAAUGAGCUUUGAUGGAGGAACAACCACACACACACACACGCAGGAGUUUUCAUCCCCUCUGUUUUCACUCCUCUCUCUACAGCAAGCUGUCGUUUCUCUUUACUGUUAUUGAUGUUGUUAUCGUUGUUGUUUUGUUCUCAUCUUCAGAAUCAAAAAAAGGAAAAGUGGACACUGGAUGGACUCUUGAAGCUGUGUAAUGUAAAAGCCAAACAAAUGUGCUUUUGUUAUUUAUGUUUGUAGCUUUUAGCCCAGGUAUAGGGGAGGACACUUUUAGUCGUUCUGUAUUUUAGUUUGUUUUACAGCAUAGCUUAUGAAGCCAGAACAGGACAAAGGGAGUGUAUGGUCGUGUGAAACACUCAAAUUUGGUUUAUUUUUAUUUUUUAUUUUAAUUCUAAACAUGCCAUUUCCUCAGCUAAUGCAAUUUUGAGCAAUAGUGCAACUCCCAGGCAUGAGAGUGACCUUUUCUUUAUAUAUUCUGUUGUUUUGUAUGAAUAAAAGUGUUACUUAAUAAAUAAUUUAAGUUUUCGUUAGGCUGGUCAAUAAGAAUAUGACUUGAGCUGUGUCUGAUCAGUCUUUGUGUGCUUUUAUGAACAAAGAUUUGUUAGAAAGGGUGCACAUGUAGGCCAGCUGUCAUAAAAAAUAUAAUUGAUUGGUAGGUCUUGGUAUAAAUGUAUGGCUCCUGAAACAACUCUGAUAAGCAUCCUGGAACUUUCUCACUUUGGUAUUUUGUCUUUAUUUACAAUGGAGCCAUAGAUGUGCACACAGAUCAUUUAAAUCAGUAAAUAUGAAUUAAAGUGGCCACUCGCAAAACAGUUUAACUAGCGUAUGUAGCCAUUACCAUACACAAAUUCCAAAAUUCUGGUUUGUGGGUCUUCAAGAGAUGAUGGCCAUUAUUCUCACGGGAAGAAGCAGAUUUAUAACAACAUAACCUUGUGUUCUUCUCCAGAAUCUUCUUUUAAAUAAAUAUAAUUUUAACACGUUC
This is a messenger RNA of Chelmon rostratus (copperband butterflyfish), 1927 nucleotides long. RefSeq names its product family with sequence similarity 107 member B (gene fam107b). The record is from RefSeq and is a predicted model, not a curated record. NCBI's taxonomy places the organism in Eukaryota, Metazoa, Chordata, Actinopteri, Chaetodontiformes, Chaetodontidae. The transcript has 4 exons. The coding region runs from base 211 to 615 and encodes 134 amino acids.